AUGGAUAAAGUUAUUUUUGUUGUUGGUGGUGAAGGGAAAAAUAUAAUUACCAGUACAGAAUGGUACGACCCAAAAAUGAACCGAUGGCAUUUUGGACCAAAAUUGAUUACGCCACGUAGUGGUGGUGGUCUAGCUGUAGUAAAAGAUAAUUUUGUGCUUUCUUUGGGUGGUAUAAUAAAUAGUCAGUCUGUUGAUGUGCUAGAUUUAUCAUCAGAAUCACCUCGCUGGGAACCAACCGUCGACAUGCUAGUAAAUAGAUUCGAAUUAGGAGUUGGUGUAAUAAAUAAUUAUGUGUAUGCCAUUGGCGGUGAUGACGGUAGUGGUUAUUCAAAUAGUGUAGAAAUGUUUGACUGCAAAACUCAAGAGUGGAGUAUAGUAACUAAUAUGUCUACUGGAAGAAUUGGUGCUGGGAUUGGCGUACUGAAUGAUCUUUUAUAUGUGGUAAUGUGA
Messenger RNA from Acyrthosiphon pisum (pea aphid), 450 nucleotides. Its product is annotated as ring canal kelch homolog. Gene Ontology annotation, molecular function: protein binding. The transcript is spliced from 3 exons. The record is from RefSeq and is a predicted model, not a curated record. NCBI's taxonomy places the organism in Eukaryota, Metazoa, Arthropoda, Insecta, Hemiptera, Aphididae. Bases 1 to 450 code for a protein of 149 amino acids.